AUGGUUGAUUUACCAUCAGUGAAACAAUCUUAUACGAUUACAACAACUAAUGAACUUAAAUCACGAGCAUUUAAAAGUAGUGUAGGUGUUUUACCUAUACGUCGUAGUGAAUCAAUACCAGAAUUAAAUUUAGUUCAUUUACGUGGACGAUCAGUGAUGGCAACAGGAGGAAAUAAUGAUGAUUUAGCAAGUAGUCGUGUAGGUACGAAUACUCCAAUAACACCAAGACGUCCAGUACCUUUAACAGAAUUGAAUCAAAUGAAUUUUAUUGAACGUCGUGAACCAUUACCAGCUAUUUUACCAGUGGUUGGUACAACACAUACAGCUACACUUCAAGAAAGACAACCACAAAAAAAACCUAUUAUUCAAAUACCAGUAGUAAAAAAACGAAAAAUUGAUGUUAUUAUCACUGAAUCUGAAGUAUUACCACGAACAACACCACGAUCUGUUGUUAAUCGUAUGAUUAAUGAAGCACGAUUAUUAACACAACCUAUUGGUGAUCGUACAACACCACAUAGUCGUUUAUCUAGUAAACAACAAUCUUAUGGUACAUCAUCAAGUAUGUCAAUAACUCAACAACAACAACAACAACAACAAGUUAUAACAACACCAAACGAUGAUCCAACACGUGCAGCAGUUGAAAAUUUAAUAGCAUCCAUAAAAUCUAAACAAUUACAAGAAACUCAACGACAAUCAGAUCGUAAAAUUCUUGAUAUUAUACAUCGUGUACUUGGUCGAACAGUUGAUCUUGUUUAUGAUGAAGAUGAACAAGAAAAAAUUCAACAUGAACAUGAACAACAAAUAAAAAGUGAAGAAGAAAAACGAAUACCUAUAAUUAUUGAAGAAGAAAAUAUGAGUGUUAAUUUACGAGCACCAGAUGUUAGUCGAAUGGAUCUUGACAUUGAAGAUGAAAAAGAUCAAGAAAAAGAAUAUGAAGAAGAAGAAGAAGAAGAAGAAAAUAUUGAUGAAAAAGAUAAAAGUCGUCGUAGAAUUAAAUUAACAGAUGAUGAUGAAAAAAUUGAUAUGUCUAAUGAUCCACUCUAUCGUCAUAUAUUAUUAGGAAUAGCUGAUGAAGAUUUAUUAAAUGUACAAGGUACUCGAAUAAAUGUAUCAACACCAGUAUUUGAAAAAAAUCAAGCAUUACCUAUUAAAAAAGUUAAACAUGAUGAUAAAAGUAUUCAUCAUUUUUGUAUUCAAAUGUCUGAUAAUAAAGAUAUUAUGUCAAAAGAAGUUCGAUCUAUUACUCAAUUAUAUCAUGAACGAGCUCGAUUUCGACAUCAAUUACCUAUGUCUUCAACAUAUUAUAAACAUGGACAAAUACCAACUUUUUCAAUUCGAGAAACUAUUGAAAAUGAAGAACAUGAAGAAAAAAUUUCAUAUCCAGUUCAAUCGAAUACUCCUUCAAUUCCUUAUGAUGGUUUAAUGUCGUUAGAUACUGAUCUUAAUGUAUGGCAACGUCGUGCUGCUCAACGUGUUCAACCAAAAAUUGAUGGCAAUUCAGCACUAUCUCAAGAUCCAUAUCUUAUUCGUUUAUGGACACCAGCACCACCAAAAAUGUAUAUUCAUCCACGUCGUAUAAAAGAACAUCUUUUUGUUGAUUAUACAUCGACUGCUACGAAAGAUAUUGAAGAUAAUGAAGAUGAUGAAUUAUCUAUAGCCGAUGAACAUAAAUCUAUAUUUACAAAUUUUAGUGAACCAGAUCCAUUAAUAGAACAAUCUUUUAUUGUUCCUGUUAUAAAACCCUAUAAAUCACUUGAACAUUUACCAUCAACAAUUGAUCAUAGUGAUGAAUUUCAAAUGCUUCCAACUAUGAUUCGAUUAACUCGUUCAUGUUCAGAUUUAACAGCCGAAACUGCUAUUCGUUUUGAUACAAGUUAUGCAUUUACAUUAGAUGAAACAAAACAUCAAAUUGAAGCUCGAAAAAAUAUUAAAUUAGAAGUAACAAUACCAGCGUCAGUUCCAUUUGAUGAAACACAAAUUAUAUCAUCUGGAUCAGUUGACGUAACAACAAAUGUCAAAGAAAAUCUAGUUAACGAAAAAGAAUCAAUUAUUAAUGAAAAACCUGAAGAAUCUUCAGGAGAUUUUAAAUAUUUUCGAAAAACAAAUCGUUCAGUACAUUAUGAACAAGCUGUUGCUAGGGGUCGUCGAUUUAUGCCAAGUGGUCGUCUUCGAGCAAGUCGUCGUGCUCGAAAAGAUGCUCAUUUUUGGGAACGUAUUGAUGCUAUUGUUGCUAUUGCUUCUGCUCCACCACGUUAUCCACCUAUAUCACGACGUCAUUCAUUUCAUGAAGCAAUAUUUUAUGAACGAAAUCAUCCACAUACAUUAAAAGAAAAAUUUCGUCAACGUCGUACAAGUCUUGAACGUGAUAAACAAAAUUUUGAUGAUAUUAUUAAAACAAAAUAUAAAUUUGAUGAAACACGUAUUAAAUCAGCUGGUAAACGUUUAUUAAAUGAAUUUGAAUGGACACGUGAUUUAUGGUAUAAUUGGCUUGAUGAAUAUAUAGCUGAAUUAGAUAAACGUGAAUCAAUAAGACAAGAAAAUGAAAUAAAACAACAAAGUACUGUUACAGCACCACAAGAUGAAUCAUUAAUAACAACUACAAAUGAAAAUGAAAUUGAUGAAAAUCAAAUGAAAAAAGGACCAAGUAUACAACUUGAACCAAUAACAAAUCUUCAAUUAGCUGAUAGUGAAGAACGUCGUUUAAUUGAAGAUGAAAUACAUCGUUUAACAAUAUUAAUUAAUCGUGAUUCACGUGAUGUAUUUAGUUUAACACGACGAGGAGGUUUAUUACGUAAACUUGGUUUAUUUCAUGAUGCUCUUAAUGAUUUAUCAUUAGCUAUUUAUAUUGAACCAUCAUUUAUGGAUGCUUAUUGGCAACGUGCACUUAUUUAUAUGAUAUUUGAACAUUAUGAUGAAGCAUUAGAUUCAUUAAAUAUGUGUAUUAAAUUUAAUAAAACUCAUGCUGGUGCUUAUAAAUUACGUGGUGAUGUAUAUUCAAUUAAAAAUGAUUUAGCUUUAGCCAUAGCUAAUUAUUCACAAGCUAUUCGUUAUAAUCCAACAGAUCAUGAAGCUUAUUAUCAACGUGCACAAACUUAUGAACGACGAAAUGAAAUUCUUUUAGCUAUGGAUGAUUAUGUACAAGUAACUCGAUUGAAUCCAAAAAAUAUUGAUGCUUGGUAUAAACAUGCUAUGUAUUAUUUUAAUACAAAUAAUUAUGAUUAUGCUAUUGGUGAUUUUACAGAAUUAUUAAAACGUCAAUCAGAUCAUGUUACAGCACGUCUUUAUCGUGGUAUUUCAUAUUUCUAUCUUGAAUAUUAUCAAUUAGCUUUAGCUGAUUUUUCUGCUACACUUCAUUAUGAUCCAUCAAAUUGGGAAGCUUAUUAUCAUCGUGCUUGUCUACUUCGUACAUGUAAUCCAGCUCAAGCAUUAAAAGAUUUUAGUAUAUCAUUAUUAAUUAAUCCUGAAUAUGAAAAUGUUGGUGCAUAUCUUCAUCGAGCAUUAAUUUAUUGUCAACAAAAUCAAUUUGAUGCAGCUAUUGCGGAUUAUGAAGCUGUAUUAAUAUUAGAUCGUGAACAUGCACCAGCAUUAUGUAAUUUAGCUAUUAUUUAUAUGAGAACAAAUGUACAAAAAGCUUUACAAUUAUUUUCAAGAGCUAUUGAAGCUGAACCAACAUAUGUUCGAGCUUAUUUUUGUCGUGCUUAUUUCUAUACUCAAAUUAAUAAAUUACAACAAGCUUAUUCAGAUUAUACGAAAAUUUAUCAUAUGUUUCCGGAUCAAAAUGCUGCUAUGGUACUUCGAGGAAAUAUACUUCUUGCUAUGGGACAACUUGAUUUAGCAUCAUUCUGUGUUGAAGUAGCUGCUAAAUUACAAUCAUUAUCUCAUCCUGAAGAAGAUGGAUUGCCAUCAAUAUCAUCUUCAAUGAAAAUGAAUGCAUCAAGUCCUCAACAACAAGCUAUUGUACAUUCAUUUCUUGAACAAUUUGAUUAUGCUUUAUCAAUUAUGGAACGUGAAUGUUCAUUUCAUCCAACAGCUGCUAAUUAUCGUAUGCUUGGUAGAUUACGUAUAAAAGCUAAACGAUUUGAUGAUGCACGAGAUGCAUUUGAAAAAUGUAUACAAGCAUGUCAAAAUACUAUUACUGAUCAAACAACUGAACUUCAUGGUGCUUAUUUAGAUUUAAGUAAAUGUCUUAUACAACUUAAACGUUAUCCACAAGCUAUAGAACAAUUAACUAUACUUAUAAAACUUCAACAAGCAAAUCCAAAUGCUGAAGCUUAUUUACAACGUGGUAUUGCUAAAAUGAGAAUGUUUACUAAAUAUACUGCACAAGAAUUACUAAAAUUAUCAUCAAAUAGACGACCAUUAUUAGAUAUUAAUAAAGCACUUGUUAUUGAACAAAAUAGUGCUGAAGCAUAUCUUGCACGAGCUGCUUGGUAUGCUCGUUGUGAACGUUAUUCAAAAGGUGUAUUAAAUUGUAAUCAAGCUAUUCGUUUAAGUCCAAAACUUGUUCGUGCUUAUCUUUAUCGUGGUUGUUUAAAAUAUUCUCUUCGUCUAUAUGAACAUGCUAUUAAAGAUUUAUCAAUAGCAUUACAAAUUGAUCCAUCUUGUUCACAUGCAUAUUAUAAUCGUGCAUUAUGUUAUGUACGUCGAGGAAAUCUUUCAUUUGCAUUAAAAGAUUUUGCUAUUGUUUUAUGUCUUGUAUCAACAAUAAAAAAUAGUAAAACACAAUUACUUGAACUUGAAACAUAUGUUAAUCGAGGUUUAUUACAAUAUGAACAUAAAGAUUUUGAAAAUUCAUUAAUAGAUUUUCAACAUGCAUUACAAUUAGUAUUAACAUCGAAUGAUGAUAAAAGAAUACAAUUACUUAAACAUAAAUUAAUAUAUACAAUUGGACAAUGUCAUCAUCGUUUAGCACAAUUUGAUAAAGCUAUUGAACAAUUUAUAUCAUCAGAAAUAAUUGAACAAACUACAAUAGAUAUGAAUUUUCGACAUGAUUUAUGGAUAGCUCAAGCUAAUGUUUAUAUGGAUAUUGGUGAUGAUAAAUCAAAAUUACAAGCAACAAAAUUAUUUGAAUUUGUAUUACAUGAAAAUCCUUUACAUGAAAAUGCACGACUUAAUCUUGGUUAUUGUUUUCGACAACGUGGUUAUUAUCAACGUGCUUGGAUACAAUUUUCAGCUAUUCUUCAUUUUAAUCCAUCACAUGUACGUGCACUUGAAGCACGUGCUAUUGUUUGUUUACAAAUGAAUCAUCCAACAGAAGCAUUUAUUGAUCUUAAUCAAGCAUUACGUUUUCAACCAUCAUCAGCUCAAUUACUUACAAAUCGUGGUGUUAUUCAACAAUUUUUAGGUGAUAAUAGAAAUGCUAUGUGUGAUUAUCGUGCAGCUAUGCUUGCUGAUCCAAAUAAUGCAUUUGCACAUUAUAAUGCAGGAAAUAUACUUAUGUUUCAUGGACAAUUUCCACAAGCUAUUAGUUUAUUUGAUCGAGUUUUAGAAAUAAAUCCACGAGAUGAAGCAGCAUUAACAAAUCGUGCUAUAGCUAAAGUUGUUUUAAAACAAUAUGAUAGUGCACGUGAAGAUCUUGAACAUGCUUUAAGAAUUUCACCAUUAAGUGCACAUAUUUAUGUAGAUCUUGGACAAUUAUUAUUAACAAUGAAUGAACCAUAUGAAGCAGAAAAACAUUUUUCACGAGCUUUACAAAUUCGUCCAUGUGAUCCAGUUGUGUAUAAAUGGCGAGGUGAUGCACGAUCAAAACAAGAUGAUAAACGACAAGCAGCUUUAGAUGAUUAUCGUACUUGUGUUGAACUUAAUGAUGCAUUACAAUUAGCACGAAAACAUGGACUUAUUAAAGCACCGACUAAAACUAGACGAAGAUUGUGA
Messenger RNA from Rotaria sp. Silwood1, 5874 nucleotides. The record is from the annotation of a GenBank genome assembly. Lineage: Eukaryota; Metazoa; Rotifera; Eurotatoria; Philodinida; Philodinidae.